GGUUUAUUGCUCUGAGAUUAAUUGUAAUAAAUAUAAAUAAAUUCAUCGUACCUAUGCCGUAUUCAUUUUUAGCCUGACUUUAAGUGAAAAAAAGAUACAAUCUAAGCGUGUCCAAACCGUAAUAAAGAUGGAAUUAGUUUAUUCGAUGAGAAGAAAGCCUCUUAAAUGUGAACCACCUCAAUUUGAUGGUACAACAGACCCAGAAGUUGUUCGUCCAAUCUGUACCAUUUCUACUGCCAAUAUAAUAGCAUUUACAUCUCUCACGGAGCUAUCUGACUCCGACGGAGACACCUGGGGUGGGCAUGUGUACGUGUGCGAUCUGAACACACCGUGGAACAGCCAUAAAGUCACUAGUACUGUGCAUCCUGUAUCAGCUCUAGAAUGGGACUGCGAAGGCAAGCAGCUCCUUGUUGCUACUACAAUAGGAGAUGUAUCAGUUUUCGGUCAGAAGGACCAUUUACUUAAUGAGUGGACUAGCUUGUAUAGCGCAAGUUUUCCUGGUGAAAAAAUUAUAAAAGCAAUAUUCUUUCACAACGGCCGACGAAUUAUCGCGCACGACAAGAAACCGGAUGCACUGAUCAGUGAAAAAUUCCAAAUGCAACAACAAACACCAACUUUGAAGGGAUUCGGGGGCGUGGCCGGGGAGGGCGCGUGCGUGCUCACGUGCACGGGGCUGGUGGGCGCGCUGGCGGCGGGGGACGAGCGCGCGCUGGCCGCCAGCGACGCGCUGCGCACGCGCGACCACGUGCCCGCCGCCGCUAUGGCGCACAAGAAUGGCACAAUACUAGUAGCAGCAUGCAGCUCCCGUGGGGGUAAGCGGGUAGUUCGAGCUGCAGUGGUAACAGCUCGACGAGCAGCUGCAGCUGCUCCGCGUCGAGCGCCGGUAGCGCUUGCGCUUGCGCCGCUGCCGGCCUUGUAUCUGCCGCCAGAUGUUAGAGAGCCGGUAUCAAUAAGCUGGUGUCUCCGAGACGAUAUAGACAGUCUGCUGAUCGCCGGCAGCACGGUCAGCAUGUGGAAGCUGACUGUUCGCAGUUACCCUGUGCACAAGUUGCUGUCUAAAGGCCCUCUACAAGGCAGUACGACGCCGGGUGACGUCAGCAAGCCGCCGUCAGAUUGCUUCAAUUCACUUUCCUGGCAACCCACAGGCGCAUGGGCAAUAGACUCGGGCGAAUUCGGAACAUGUAUUGCCAGCUCUAAACUACAAUUGAAUGCUCCACUCGCUGUGAUGACAACACCGAGAGCGAUCCACCUGUUGGGAGAGUCGCAUCAUUAUUUAUGUUCCCGUCCCAUAGUGACGGGGUCUGAAGUGAGCCCACCCGCUUCCACACCGCCGAAGAAAACUAAAUAUGGCCCUGGAGUUUUACCGAGCGGGUCGCGGUGCGCGCGCGCGUGGAGCGCAGACGUGUCGUGGUCGGCGAGCGCGGCGGUCGUGUGCGACUCGCACUCGCAGCUCCACGUGUACAGGAUACAGCCGGAUAUGCCGGCUCAGCACCAAAUUGCACACUUGGUGACACUACUCGAGUACGCGAUGGUCAGUGGAUACGAUUAUCUGGAUGUGCUACUGACGCUCAAACCGAAUGUGCUAGAAGCUUUAUAUGAGAGAAUGACAGAGAGCUUCCAAAGGCAACCGCAGCCGUUCCAGCAGUUUUAUUAUCACACUUGGUUGAAAUUAAGAAUUGUAUUAUGCAGCAUGAUCCCAACAGCGCAAAGCAGCGCGUCCAACCUAACAUCGCUAUACAUGUGCGCGAGCGCAGCAGCCGCGUGUGCGGGCGCGCUGCGACCCGACGACAAGCCCGAGCCCGCACCGCCUGCCGCCUUGUUGGCACUGCUUGAUGAUAGCGUGGAUCAUGAUAAGAAUCUCGUAGCGCUUGAAGCGAAAGCGGAAGCGUUCGGCGAAGCGGCCGCUGGAGCGCUGCAGCCGCUGCAAGCGUUGCGUCGUCCUUUACAGAGGGCUUUACAUACAGCGCUGACAUUGCUUGCGGCGCUCGCUGCGUUGCACAAUACUGCUCAUCAUGGCUACGAGCUAUACUCGGAAGCGAGUGCAGUACAGCUGCUCCGCAAGCUGGUGGUGGUGUGUCGAGCAGCGGGCGGCUGCUCGGCGCCGGAGCUGAGCCGCCCGCUGGCGAGGCUCGCUGCUCAUGCUCUCAAGCCGGACCUGCUGGAGGAAUGUCUAACGAUUUGCGCGCAAAACACCGCGCGCGUUUGGGACUCGUUAGCGCGCUGCGGUCUCAUCGCACCGCAUUCGAAACCCAUACCUUUUUAUUUUGAAUAUGGUGUAGAACCAGAAUCUCUGAGAUUCACACCAGAGCCUCCGCCGUAUGCCGUUUCCGAUUUAAGCCCGUCGUUUGACAUGGAUGCUAUACGAUAUAUGUACUUGGGCGGCGGGAACAUGUGCGCAAAAUGGCGCGCGUGCUCACGGUGCGGUGCGCGAGCGCUGCCCGCGGCGCAGUGCGCCCGACAUCCGCUACAGAGAGCGUACGAUGGACGCUUCGCGGGGAGCUGCCGAUGCGGUGGAAAGUGGACAUUAAUCUCCAAUGUGUAGUUUAAGAAUAAAAUGUAUUAGUAAAACAAUUAUGUAAAUAUUGCUAAUAAAAUAUUUCAUAAAA
This is a messenger RNA of Colias croceus (clouded yellow), 2606 nucleotides long. It is a transcript of the gene MED16, whose product is annotated as mediator of RNA polymerase II transcription subunit 16. Gene Ontology annotation, biological process: positive regulation of DNA-templated transcription. The transcript has 20 exons. Lineage: Eukaryota; Metazoa; Arthropoda; Insecta; Lepidoptera; Pieridae. Gene Ontology annotation, cellular component: mediator complex. The coding region runs from base 128 to 2542 and encodes 804 amino acids. The record is from RefSeq and is a predicted model, not a curated record.